Messenger RNA from Drosophila novamexicana, 9191 nucleotides. It is a transcript of the gene E(bx), whose product is annotated as nucleosome-remodeling factor subunit NURF301. The transcript has 11 exons. NCBI's taxonomy places the organism in Eukaryota, Metazoa, Arthropoda, Insecta, Diptera, Drosophilidae. The coding region runs from base 167 to 8773 and encodes 2868 amino acids. Gene Ontology annotation, cellular component: NURF complex. Gene Ontology annotation, molecular function: RNA polymerase II cis-regulatory region sequence-specific DNA binding. Gene Ontology annotation, biological process: regulation of transcription by RNA polymerase II. The record is from RefSeq and is a predicted model, not a curated record.
AUAAUGUGCGUUUUUUCAAGAAGAACUAAAAGAAAAUAAAUCGUAUUUGAGGUACUACAGUACGUUCACACGCUUACACUUUCACACACGCACGUACGAUAGUUUUAAGCAGAAAGUGGGUGGCUAAGGCAUUGAGCAUAACGACGCAAAGGCUGAUCAGAAUAUAAUGAGUGGUCGCGGUAGCCGGAAACGUGGACGCCCGCCAAAGACGCCAAAUGAGCGCUCAUCGGGGCGUUUCAACUAUCAUAUGCUCAAGAAGCCGAAAUAUCUCAGUGAAGGAAAAUCCCAGCCAAGUACUCCAUCAGCGUCACGUUGCAUCUCUCCACAAAGCGAUGAGUGCAGUCGCGGGAGCCACAACAAUCGUAGUGGUCGCGGCAGCGGCGUCAAACGUGGACGGGGACGUAAAUCAAAUGUCCACGCUAACGCCAGCGCUAACAAUUAUUCAGGCAGAAAAGGUUUCGAGUCGGAGUAUCAUUAUGGCUCGGAUUUCGGAGAUUCGGAUGAGGAAAAAACGGAUAAUGAAGAUGAUUUGUUACUUACGCCGAGCGACGACGAGAGUUUAGAUGCAGCCAAUGAGAGUGAGUCCGAAUUUUCAGUCUGCAGCUUUACACAAAACGGGCUUGGCCGCUUAUCGCGUCCACCAAGUCCGGAGCCGAUUUGGCUGCAAGAGGGUCGAGAAUAUGCGGCUCUCGAAUUACCCGAUUCGUCCGAGGAUUUAUUUAUAGACAAUGCGCAUGUUUUGCGCGCUUUAAGUAUUUAUGAAGUAUUGAGACGCUUCCGCCACCUGGUGCGACUCUCGCCCUUUCGCUUUGAGGACUUUUGUGCGGCUUUAGUCUGCGAGGAGCAGAGUGCACUACUCACGGAUAUUCACAUAAUGCUUCUGAAGGCGAUAUUACGUGAGGAGGAUGUACAGGGCACACACUUUGGGCCACUUGAUCAAAAGGAUACAGUUAAUAUCAGUUUAUACCUGAUAGAUGCAAUCACAUGGCCAGAGGUGUUGCGCAGCUAUGUGGAAAGUGACAGAGAAUUCGAUCGUAAUGUUUAUAAAAUACUGAGCACAGGCGAAUAUCCCUAUAAUGGCGUUGAGCAUCGUUUGGUGGUGUUACAGUUUUUGGGCGAUCAAUUUCUAACUGCAAACUCAGUGCGCGACGUGAUGGUGCAGGAAGGUCCCAUUCACUAUGAUGAUCAUUGUCGCGUCUGCCAUCGCCUGGGGGAUUUGCUGUGUUGUGAAACAUGCCCUGCAGUCUAUCACUUGGAGUGUGUAGAUCCACCCAUGAACGAUGUACCGACUGAGGACUGGCAGUGUGGUCUCUGCCGAUCACAUAAGGUUACUGGCGUUAUGGAUUGUAUCCUGACGCAGGAGAAACAGGGCGUCCUUAUACGUCACGAUACUCUCGGCGUAGAUCGACAUGGCCGCAAGUACUGGUUUAUUGCGCGGCGCAUAUUUGUUGAAGAUCAGAUGGACGGCACUUGUUGGUACUAUAGCACAAGAGCAAAAUUUGAAUUGCUACUAAAACGUUUAGAUGCUGCAGAGUUGGAGACUCGGCUUUACUCCCAGUUAACCGACCGCCAGGAAGAAAUAGAGCGGCAAAUGAAACUAACAGAGUCGCUCACCAAUGAGCACAAACAUAACAAGCGCACCUUAUUAGAUCUAGAGCAAGAGGCUACACAAGAACUUCUCGAAAAAAAGCCGGCCGAUACUCUAGCCGAAGAAAGUGAUGACCAGGCAGCUGAAAUCGCAAAGAAAGCUGAAGAGAACAAAAUGGUAACACGUCAAAAGACGAAUCAAUUAAAUAGUGGCACACUCUACUUUAAGCUGGGUAUGGAACAGGGCUUUAAGAAUUAUGUUAACCAAUAUGCCACUAAUCCCAUAGCGCUAAACAAGCCACAACGGAAUGAGGAACGCGAUAAACGACGUCACCUAUCCCACAAAUUUUCCCUGACUACUGCCUCCGAUUUCAAAUGGAUUGGCAUUACAAUGGGAACAUGCGAUAAUAUUAUAACAACACUGCGACAAACCCUGCUCAAUUUUGAAUCGAAUAUAGCGGCCUCUUUUAUGAAUACCAAUUGGUUGAACAACAAAAAAAUGUGGAAUACUGCUGUAAUGAAUGCCAAACGGGCCACUGAUUUUGCUGCUGUUAUGUUGUUGUUUCAAGCAUCCCUUAAAAACGUAGUUUUUGCAAAUGUGUGGCACGAACAGCUUGGACACAUGCACUUGCAACGCAUCACAAGCGCCGAGCGCGAAGAACGCAAGAAACAAGAAAAACGUGAAAAACGUGAACGCGACGAUGAAGAGGAGCGCAAUCGCCUCGCAUUCAAUUACAUCAAAUAUUCUCUGGGCUUGAAGCACCAGGUAUGGAAGCAGAAGGGCGAGGAGUAUCGGGUGCAUGGCCAAUGGGGUUGGCUCUGGCUAUCUAGCAGUCGACGGUGCGGAGUUCGUGUCCGACGGACCCGUGCUCAGCCUCUGUCACACAAUCGCAUCUAUGUGCACUACACGUUGGGCGAAGAGCAGAAUGUAAACGAAGUUAUCCUUGUUGAUCCUCGAACUCAUCGCUUUAUACAGCAAUGUAAGUCAGUCCACGAGGCGGGUCAGGUGUGCCAUUAUUUGCCCGAGCAAUACACACACGUCAAUGUCAUCCAAGACGUUGGUGAGCGAGUGAAUGGGAUCAUUGAUGUAAGCAAAGCUUUAAAUGAACCUGGUCGCAUCUAUUAUCCAAAGGUGGCGCGCAAAUGUCGCUUGGAUGAUUUGCUGGAGAGACGCACCAAAUUAGCAGAAGUUGAGCAAAAAAUUGCAAUGAAAUCAGAUAGUGAUGGAGAUGUUAAGCCGCUUUUAAUACCAUCAAUUGCUGGGACUGGCACUAGCAAGCAAACGUAUCUGGAGAAGCGUUUAAUGCGCCUCACUGAAUCCUCAGGCAAAAGUAUUGCAUGCAACGUUAACUUGGAUCUCGUCAACUCCCUUGCCAAGCAAAUACAAACAGUUCGUUUGCAAUUCAGUCAACUAAACCGCUACGCUAAAACCUUCCGCUGCUACACAAAGGAAUGCAAUACAAACUCAAACGCCGUUUCACAAAUAACCCAAAACACUUGCUACUCGCCUCUAUGUCUGCAAAAGGCGCGUGCAAAAAAGGAGCUGCUGUUGCUACUACGAAAGGCACACACUGCGGGAAAUGGCUCAAAGGAGACGGUGGCAGCAAUUUUGGGUGCAGUAAAAAAGCCGUCCAUACUUGAACAGAAAUUGACAGAAGGCAAGAAGGAGUCUGCUCAGCUGGCAAUUGAUGAGUCUGAGGAUCACAAAUUAUCUGAAGCGGAGGCCCCUCUCGACUUGCUGCAAGACUGGGAGCAGGCGCGUGCGCAUGCUAUAACCUUUAGUAGUCAUCUGAUUACGGAUUGUUUGCAGAGCGAACCCGAGGAUGCGAAUAAAGUAACAGUUAAGGUGGAAGAGCAAAAUUCUGCUAGUAACUUACAUCCCGAUUCAAACACGCAAGACUCGGACAAAAUGGACUACAUCGAGAAUAUGGACGUGUGCAGCAAUGUUGAAAUUGAGAGCACAGAAGAUUCAUUAGCCGUGGCAGCGAGCGUUCCGAGCUCAACGGCAAAUAUCGAUGAAAUUGAUAGUUUUCCCGGUUUGCGUCGGAAACGCACACUAAAACCUAAAAAGGCAUAUAUUGGCACUAAAGAUGUUUUAGAUCAAACCUUGGAUAAAGAUAUACCUCUCAACAAGCAAAAUCGUCGAUUUCCCAUCACUCAGCGUCCGGUUAAGCGUGAGGAUGUCACUAAAUACGAACGAGAGUAUUUCGAAAGUGGUAAUGAGCGUGUAUACUCUGCAACUUCAACACGGGGGCGUGUCUAUCUCUUGCGUGAUGAGUCCAAAUUGUACGAGCAAUCAGUAAAAGCUGAUGAUAAAGCAACAGUCGUUAAGAAGUCAUCGUAUGCGCGCUAUCCGCUCAUCUCAAAUUUCCUAACUCAUAAACAAAAGAGAAGCCUUUUGAUUUUACCACGUUUCGAGCUGCUUAAGCUAUCCCGACUGGGCGGUAAAGCUCCGGCAAGUGGCUUUCACCAUGCCGCCAAAAAUAACUCAAUUUGGCAGUAUCAGUGCUCUAGGCCACUGUUCCGCACGUGCUGGUCAUAUCGUACAUCUAAUGCGACAACUUUGUCGUGCAUAGCAUUGCAGUUAAGAAUAUUAUGGUCUUGUCUACGGUGGGAUGAUAUGAUUGCCAAACCGCCAUCCACUGAUGGCAAACAUCAGGUUACAACGGAGAAUGAGAUUGUCACAUUGGAAUUGCUAAAGCUGCGUCACGCCGGUCGAUAUGGCGAGAAGACGAGCUACCUUCGACGGAAGGUUGUUAUACCAUUAGAAAUGCCAAAGACAAUUAGGGAGGUUACAUCAAUACGGUCGGGUCUGCGAAAAAGAAAGCGUGCCGAAUCACCGCAGCCAACAGAGCCACAAAUAAGCGAGGAGUGGGUAGAUGAGGAUAAGCUCGAGCUAUGGGAAAUUAAAUUUAUUGGUGAGAAGCAAGAGAAGGCACGCCUUGCUACGGUGACUCGUUCCGUGACCUCGCGGCAACUUGAAUCGAAUAACGGCUCCGGUCCUAAUGCGUCCUCUGUUGGAAGUCCAGGAGGUGGACGAGUUCUAUUGGCGCCGAAACCGGGGGAAGACGUCAAGGAUAAAAUGGAACAACAGUUGAAACUUCAACGAGCGGCACAUCAACAACGUAAAGUAAUUGGCGUUAACGAAGUUAUUCGAUCAUCAACACCUGUUAAGGGACAAGUAAUUGGUAGUAGACGUGUGAUAGUAAAAAAUCCGGAUGGUACGACGCGCAUCAUACAGCAAGCCGGUACGCAAUUAGCGCGAAGUUCGACAUCAACUUCAUCAACAACAAGCCCCGCCUCGUCUACAAAUGCAACAUCAACGACACCCGCUUCCACGCCACAUAAAGUACAAAUCAUACGUGGGCCCGACGGCAAAGUAAGCGUCCGUGGACUAAAUCCAGGUCAGCAAUUGGUACAAAUGCCGGACGGCAAACUACAUGUCUUAACGACAACAACAUCAAACACAGUAACAUCAAGUGAGUCCAACAAGCAAUUAUUUAAUUUGCAUUUAACCUUCUAUUUUUGUAAUUCAGGUGUCAAAGGAAAACUGCCAAUCAAAACAAUUACAACACCUGCAGCAUCACACGCAGUGGCAACAACGACGACUGCAGUAAAUUCAUCAUCUCCAGUGAUUAAACAAAUUGCAAUGAAACAUGUUAACAUUGCUAAAUCACCGGGUGCGCAAGCCCUCGCAUCGUCACAACGCGUAACGCUACCUUUAGCACAAGUAAAAAACAAACUUUUACUUGCGCAGCAGCAACAGCAACAAACAGGUCAGACGAGCACCGCUUCGCCUACCGUGCAAAAAUUAGUGCCGAAAGUUGUAACCGCCGCUGCACCGAAUCAGCAAGUAUUUGUACAGCCCGGAUCAAAGUUGUUGGUCACGCAAGGAUCGCAAGGCCAAAAGGUGAUCAUAUCUGCAUCGCCAAGUCAACCACAACAGCAACAAGGCACUGCAACUGUCCAACAACAGCAAAUUGUUCAGACACAAACAAUUCAACAACACAUCCAACAGCAGGCACCACAGCAACAGCAACAAAUUGUGGUGAAUCAACAGAUGGGCAGCCAGCCUACACAAAAAGUGAUACAGCAAAUUGUCAACACGAGCAACGUACAACAACAAAUUGUUGUUGGCGGGCAGCGAAUAAUAUUAAGUCCAGGUCAAACGAUCGUUACUCAACGGAGUGUACCGCAAAGUCAAGCCCUACAAAUGGUACAACAGCAAAUACAAACACAGCAACAACAACAGCAGCAGCACAUCGUUCAACCACAGCAACAAUAUGUGGUACAAGCCAAUCAAACAGUUCAAUCAACAGCCACAACGCAAACAAAGUUGGUUAAGCAGCUGGUGGUGCAGCAGCAGCAACAUCAAACAAUUGAAGAGAAACCCCAGAGCAGUACCACAGAGAGCAAUGAGACAACCACGCAGCAAGUGCUAGUGCCGAAUUCGACGUUAGCUCAGCAGCUGGCGCAAGGCAAGCUACAAGUGGCGACUAUUAAUGGACAGCAAGUGAUUGUCAAGCCGUUGGGUAACAAUCAAGCGCAAAUUGUGGCACAUAUUAAGCAUCAGGGCGAUGGCAAUGCCCAUAUUGUGACUAACAAUGCAACGCCUGCAGUAUCUCAAGCAAGUCCGCAAGCCUCCCCUACUAAACAGCCGCAGCAGCAAAGUGUUGUACAACAAAGUCCACAACAAGUUGUUAUGCAGCAACAGCAAGUGCAACCACAACAGCAGCAGCACAUUGUGCAGCAAGUGGUCCAGCAGACACCAGCACAACAGCCCUUAAGCGUUGAAGAGAGUCUCCUCCAGAAUCAGCCACCUGGCACGGUUAUUAAAUGUGUCACGGCACAAGUAUUGCAAACAGAGCACGGACCACGUAUAGUGUUGCAAGGGCUAGUAGGCAACGACUUUACAGCACAACAACUGCAGCUAGUACAAACGCAGGUCAAGCAGCAGCUAAUGAAAGCUCAAGAAUCUAAUGGCAAGCUAGGCGUCUUAGGCCCCACAAAAAUCUAUUUAGCCGUGCAACCGGAAACAGCGGCACAGUCGUCACAGCCGCCGCCGUUAACGCCUGUUCAUCAAACGGCGACACAUCAACAAGUUGGUGGCAUCUCAAUUGUAUAUGUUGUAAGCUCAAAUUAUUUAGUACAAGAUGGCGAUGAAUCUAAACCUGAUAAUAAUGAUGAUGAUGAUGAAAUUAUUGUUGUAUGCAGUCCGCCUCGUACAAAGGAAAAAUCGGUGACUUUUUCACCACUAACAGCUGAGACGAUAAUCGAAACUACGGAGGAGGUGAACCAAUAUCAAGAUAGAGUUUGUACAAAUGAUGAUGCAUGCAAUAAUGAAGUUAGUUUUAAGUCAGAAGAAGAGCGGAAUGUGCAACCUCAGGACCUACCUAUAGUUAACGUUAAAGCUAACCAUGAUCAUAUUCAGCAAUUAAAUGAAUUUGAUAGUGCUAAAGCCGUCAAUCGAUAUAUAUUGCAGACCAACGAUAAGACCAGCAACAACAAUACCGAGAACGACGCCACCGCGCCUACAGCUAAUAAUGAGGAGACUGCCCCAAACGACAGUUGUCCCGCAACAAACAGCACAUGUGCCACCGGCAACAGCAGCAGCAGUAUUGACGUCGAGCCCAGUAGCCUUGCCCAAGCUGAUAAGCAUAAUAGCACCACACACAACAACAACUACAACGCAUCUGGAACAACUGUGGCACAGGAAAACGUAGAUUAUUCCAUAGUAUCAGCAACAGAUCUCUGUGGCACAUCCUUGAUACAAGGCGUCGAGAAUGAGCAAACGGAAAAUUUUGUCGUCACUAGCGGCUAUAUACAAGAAACCAUUACAAAUGUACUAAACCAAGGUAAUCUGAGUCCCGAGCUAAAAGAGAAAUUGGUCAACAUGCGUAUGAAGCAGGAGCAACAAAAUUCUCAAAACCUGGGCGAAUGGACGCCAUCAACGAACAGAUCAAAUUCCAUAGUUGAAGGCGCCAGCACUUCUAAUCGUCGACGCACUACGUCACGGCAUAAUAAUACCGAUGAUGAUGAGUGGAAAAUACGUACUCCAUCGAAGCGUCAUCAUGGUUUACCCAGUGUUAACCACAAUAGCGCAGUUAAAAAUAAUCGUAAGCAUCUGCCUUUGGAGGAUGCAGCAAAUAUAAGUGAACCAAAACAAACGCAAUUGGAGCGUCAUAAAGAUUUGCUUAAGAAAAGCAUCUUACGCAAACGAUCCCUGUUGGAACGCAAUUUGCAAAAUGAAAUCCGUGAGGAAGUGGAGGCCAAAGUCAAGCGACACGUGCGCGCCAUGAGCACAACGACACCAGAGAAAACGACUGAAAACGAGUGUACUUCAGUGUUUACUGAACGUCUGGUGGAUCAGAAUAAUGAACACAAGCGACACUCCAAACCAUCUAUGGGCCGCAGUCUUGGAACGGAGCCACCUAUGCUGCAUAACAGACACGCUGUUGGUCGGCCUAAGAAGAUGACUAGGAAAAGGGAGAAGUUAUAUUGUAUAUGCCGUAAGCCCUAUGAUGACACUAAGUUUUAUGUCGGCUGCGACUUGUGCAGCAAUUGGUUCCAUGGUGACUGUGUCAACAUUACCGAAGAGGCGUCCAAAAAACUAACAGAAUUCAUUUGUACCGAUUGUCAGAAAGCGCGUGAAACUCAACAGCUUUAUUGUAGCUGUCGUCAGCCCUACGAUGAGUCACAAUUUUAUAUUUGCUGUGAUAAAUGCCAGGACUGGUUCCAUGGUCGUUGCGUAGGUAUCGUCCAGAGCGAGGCUGAGUACAUUGACGAAUAUGUCUGCCCAGAAUGUCAGCGAAAUUCGGACGCAAACACCGCAAAUAUAAAAAGUCUAACGCAAAAUGAAGUUGUUGAACUCAAAAGCUUGAUUAAGCAAAUACAGUCCCACAAAAGUGCCUGGCCAUUUAUGGAACCGGUUGAUCCGGAAGAGGCGCCGGACUAUUACAAAGUGAUAAAGGAGCCCAUGGAUCUCAAGCAGAUGGAAACCAAACUCGAAUCAAACACCUACACUAAGCUCGCUGAAUUCAUUGGCGAUAUGACAAAAAUAUUUGAUAACUGCCGCUAUUAUAACCCAAAGGAAUCCUCAUUCUAUAAGUGCGCUGAAGCACUUGAAUCGUUCUUUGUACAAAAGAUCAAAAGUUUUCGAGAAAAUAUUGUUGGUCAAGGUAAUUGAAAUACAUAUAAGCGAAGCAUUGAUUGUUGGUAAAAUUGGAAAAUGUUACACUGGAUUAAGCUGGGUUUAACAAAAUCAUUAUUGAAAACUAAAAUUAUGAUUUUCAUAUAGGUAAAAUAAACUAAAUUCUUUCACUACAACAAAACAUACAUACGUAGAGUAUAGCCGCUCUGAUAUACAUAUUACUGUGUAUAUACAUAUAUAUAUAAGUAUAUAUUAUAUAUACAUAAUUAACUGAAGCUAAUAUAAGUAGUAGUAUUCUUUUAUCAUAUAUAACAAAAAAAUGGAUUUCGUAUUUAAUAUCGAGCAGAUUUAAGUUCAAUUUAAUGUGAAGAAAAUUAUUAAUAACAAUCUAAGUAGUUUUGCCUAUGUACAGCCCAAAAUAAGAUGUAAAUAAACACACACAUGCAUUUGUUUU